Molecule: messenger RNA, 437 nt
Organism: Glossina fuscipes
Lineage: Eukaryota; Metazoa; Arthropoda; Insecta; Diptera; Glossinidae
Product: kelch-like protein 2
Exons: 3
Molecular function (GO): protein binding
Source: RefSeq, a predicted model, not a curated record
UUGACUUUUCUUUGGACGUGCAUGGUGAACUAAUCCACGUGCAUAAACUUGCACUCGCGAUUGCCUCUGAUUACUUCACCGCGAUGUUCGACGCUGAUAUGAAGGAGAGGAGGGAAGGCAUUGUUAAGCUGCAGGAUGUGGACGUAGUUGCUGUCAGGGCAAUGGUUGACUAUAUCUACAGCGGGAUCAUUACGCUUACAGAAGGUAACGUCGAAGCGAUAUUGUCUGCAUCGGACUUAUUUCAGAUCGUUUGGGUGAAAGAGGAAUGUAUCCAAUUUCUUGAAAGCAACUUGAACCGAAAUAAUUGUUUUGGAGUGCGGAAAUUAGCUGAUAUGCAUUCCUGCAAAAGGUUGCACGAUCUUAGCCAUAAAUAUAUUUUGGACCAUUUCGAUGACCUAAUUGCCGAGGAGGAUCUACUAUUGAUGUCAUUUGACGAG